CCGGCCCGCCGCCAUUUCCCCAGGCACCACCCCCUCCGGGACCCCGCGCUCACCUGCGGCUCCGCCGGCCGUAGCCGCCGCCGCCGUAUCUUCGCGGAGGCGGCCCGCGGCGGCUGUGAUGCGAGUCGGGCGGGCGGCCGUAGCGCGCCAUCUGCACGCGCAGCUCGCGGCCGUCCAGUACGGCGCCGUCCAUGGCGUCCAUGGCGUCCUCGGCGUCACGCUUGUCAUGGAAGCGCACGAAAGCGAAGCCCCGGGAUUCCUUGGUAUAGCGGUCCCGGGGGAUGUACACGUCGCCGACGCGCCCGUACUUCUCGAAGACGCGCCGUAGCGUGUCGGGCGAGGUGCGGAUUGUCACUGGGUUCGCCCCAAGGAGAACUGACUGCCCGAGGUUGCUGACUUCUUGCAGAGCCAGCCAAAAUGUCCCCGGAAUCUAAAAAGCUUUUCAACAUCAUUGUUUUAGGAGUUGCUUUUAUGUUUAUGUUCACCGCCUUUCAAACUUGUGGAAAUGUGGCGCAAACUGUGAUCAGGAGUUUAAACAGCACGGAUUUCCAAGGCAGCGCAUACACCAGCAUGGCGAUUAUUUACGGAGUAUUCUCUGCCUCAAACUUGAUUACACCAUCUGUGGUUGCCAUUGUGGGCCCUCAGCUCUCUAUGUUUGCAAGUGGUCUGUUUUACAGCGUGUACAUUGCCGUUUUUAUCCAGCCUUUCCCGUGGUCCUUCUACACGGCCUCCGUUUUCAUUGGAAUUGCAGCUGCUGUCCUCUGGACGGCACAAGGAAACUGCCUGACAAUCAAUUCAGAUGAGCACACUAUUGGGAGGAACAGCGGCAUUUUCUGGGCUCUCUUACAGUCCAGCUUGUUCUUUGGAAAUCUCUUCAUAUAUUUUGCGUGGCAAGGGAAAACUCACAUAUCAGAGAGUGACCGAAGAACAGUGUUUAUUGCCCUGACAGUGAUUAGCCUUGUGGGGACAGUUCUUUUCUUUCUCAUUAGGAAACCAGAUUCUGAAAACAUCCUAGGAGAAGAGGAAUCUUCUGAUGACCAGGACCCGGAAGUCAAUGAGUCUGCCCAGAACAAUAUGACAAAGGCAGUGGAUGCAUUUAAAAAGUCUCUGAAGUUAUGUGUCACCAAAGAGAUGCUCCUUCUUAGCGUGACCACUGCUUACACAGGUCUGGAAUUGACGUUCUUCUCUGGCGUCUACGGAACGUGCAUCGGCGCUGUCAAUGACUUUGGGACAGAAGAGAAGAGCCUCAUUGGACUCUCGGGCAUCUUCAUCGGCAUUGGAGAGAUUCUAGGUGGAAGCCUCUUUGGCCUACUGAGCAAGAACAAUCGCUUUGGCAGAAACCCGGUUGUGCUAUUGGGCAUCCUGGUGCACUUUGUAGCCUUUUACUUAAUAUUUCUCAACAUGCCUGGGGACGCCCCCAUUGCUCCCAUCGAAGGAACGGAUAGCAGCGCUUACAUCAAUCCCAGCAAAGAAGUUGCCAUCCUUUGUAGUUUCCUGUUGGGGCUCGGAGACAGCUGCUUCAAUACCCAACUGCUGAGCAUCCUAGGCUUCCUGUAUUCUGAAGACAGUGCACCAGCGUUCGCAGUCUUCAAAUUUGUCCAGUCCAUCUGUGCAGCCGUGGCAUUCUUCUACAGCAACUAUCUUCUCCUCCCCUGGCAACUCCUGGUCAUGGUGAUAUUUGGGUUUUUCGGAACGAUCUCUUUCUUCUCUGUGGAAUGGCAAGCUGCCGCCUUCGUAGCCCGGAGCUCUGACUACCGAAGCAUUUGA
Molecule: messenger RNA, 1767 nt
Organism: Chrysochloris asiatica (Cape golden mole)
Lineage: Eukaryota; Metazoa; Chordata; Mammalia; Afrosoricida; Chrysochloridae
Gene: MFSD11
Product: major facilitator superfamily domain containing 11
Exons: 14
Coding region: 418-1767 (449 amino acids)
Source: RefSeq, a predicted model, not a curated record